Molecule: messenger RNA, 2381 nt
Organism: Cottoperca gobio
Lineage: Eukaryota; Metazoa; Chordata; Actinopteri; Perciformes; Bovichtidae
Gene: cbx5
Product: chromobox homolog 5 (HP1 alpha homolog, Drosophila)
Exons: 5
Coding region: 231-836 (201 amino acids)
Cellular component (GO): nucleus
Source: RefSeq, a predicted model, not a curated record
AUUCAUUGUGCGCCUUUCACGCGCGCUUUUUCUACGCACGGACAACCGCACAGCACCUUUCAACCGAUCCAGGCUAGAUGCUAAGUAGCACCAGCGUUGGCACCACAGACGAAGGUACACAAAAGACAACGUUAUCUCCUAAGUUAUCUGGUUCAUACCGGCAGUCUACGCAUCCAAAGGGGAAGUGCCAUUUGCCUGCGACAGCGUAGCGUUCAGCAACAAACUUUGCUAUGGGCAAAAAGUCUCGCGAAGACGACUCCUCAUCCUCUGAUGAGGAAGAAUAUGUUGUGGAGAAGGUGCUGGACAGGAGGGUGGUGAAAGGCAGGGUUGAGUUCUUCCUGAAGUGGAAAGGAUAUUCAGAAAAGCACAACACCUGGGAGCCAGAGAAAAAUCUUGGCUGCCCUGAGCUCAUUUCAGAAUUCAUGAAGACUUACAAGAAAGGCAGCAGCAGUGGUGGAAGCUCAUCGUCUACCAGUGUGGGCAACAAAUCAGUCACAGCCUCCUUGGGACGCUCUAAAGAUUCCAGUAGCUCAAAGAAGCGAAGCUCUGAUGAUGAUGAGGAGGGUGAAAGCAAGCCCAAAAAGACAAAGGAGGACGACAUCCUAGUUGCCCGUGGCUUUGAGAGAGGACUUGAGCCAGAAAAGAUCAUUGGAGCAACUGACUCUUGUGGAGACCUAAUGUUUCUUAUGAAGUGGAAAGACUCUGAUGAGGCGGAUCUCGUGCUUGCCAAGGAAGCCAAUCAUAAGUGUCCACAGAUUGUCAUAGCCUUCUAUGAGGAACGUCUCACCUGGCAUGAAGACAGUGACAAGAAGGAGAAGGACAUGGUCAGCGCGUGAGUGCGCACCUCAGGAGGAAACCGUACCUCCUCCACUGCAGGGACAACCUUGAGUCACACCCAAACCUCCCAUCCUUGCUCUUCACCAUGUCCAACAAAGACGGCGAACAGUCGUAUUAUCUCCAUCCAUGCCCCAUCGGAGCACAAAGGCCCCAGACUGCUGAGACGGAUCCAUCAGACAGGAGGUGAAGCUGUAGCGGACAUGAGUAGCAUGCUACUGGGGAGGGUUUCUGCUGUUCUGUCUUUGUAUUCUUUACCUUCUUUUGAAUGUCUUAACACAUCAUAUUUUAGUACAGGAUACGGUUGUCAAUAAGGUAUGUUGCAUCCAAGAGCACACAUGGCCAUCUGUUAAAACUCAGCAAAUAGUCUUGAGAGCCGGGGUUGGUACAAGCUGUUAACUAUGCGCUUGUCCCAUAGCAGGUGCACAACCCCAUCAUUAAGUCUUUAUAGGCAGUGCACCUCUUUGCUUUAAGAACCCACUAACACCACUGAGGAUAAAACCGUAGUAUCAAAAUGCAGGAAGCAACUACCGCAGCACUUCACUGACUGCAUAAUCCCCUCCUUUUUUAAAAACUUUUUAUCUCUUGUAGAUUUUUCAGUGUGUCCCGUCUACCGGUACAUAACUACUCAAUUUGCAAUUUUGCAAAAAAAAAAAAAAACACCGGCCAAUUAAGUCUUUAUAAUGUAGUGAUUAUCCUUGUUCGUUCUUUUUUUUUUAAUUAUUGUCAUUUUCUUUUCUUAUUUUCAAGUUUUAACAUGUGAACUGUGUGGUGUUUUUAAUUUUAAUUUCUUUACUCGUUCACAGUUCAAGGAAAAAGGACAAUAAAACAAAUUUUGCUCAGUUUUGUACUUUUUUUUGUCCUUUUAACUGCAGUGUUAUAUUUGGACCAGUCUCAUGUUCACAGGUUAGACAAUCUUCCACAUGAAAUGAAACCAGCAUUAAUCACCAGUCAUUGGGGUCUGCCACCUUGUGGCUAAAAGAUGAACAUCUUUUGGACUGUGACCAAUCUCUAUAAUGACUACCCUGCAGUUUUAAUGGUGUUAUUGAGCUUGUUAGUUAGUGAUACUUUGAUAGAUUUCUUUUUUUUUUUUACACUGUAAAGUGGAAAAAUCCACAUCAAUUGAGUAUUUGUUAUUGAUAUCAUUGUAAGGUUAAUUUGAAACAUUAAAACUGAUUGGAUUAUGCAUGCCCUGAGUUUUAUUGUGAUAUGUAAUGAUUAUUCUCAGCCAUAAGUAUUCAAAUUUUUUCAGACGGACGAUUUUGCAACCUGCCAAGCCGAUGUUAAUUCUUACACACAAGAUGGAUGCUGGUUUUGUAGUUUGCGAUGCUCCAACAUGGAUUCUUAGGACCAAAUGUUUAGUGUCUGCAGACAGAGCUGAAGUCUUUUCUUUUCCUUUUUAUUUUUUGGCUUUCAUCAGCAUUGUGAAUGAAGGCUGUGACCUCCCCUUUCAUGCAUACAGUACAUUAAUCAAGUCUCUUGAUAUCACUUCAAUUAUGUUUCUGGUGUAAUUUCCUUUUUCAUUAAAAAUAUUUUGUCCUUUCAUA